This is a messenger RNA of Linum trigynum, 1284 nucleotides long. Lineage: Eukaryota; Viridiplantae; Streptophyta; Magnoliopsida; Malpighiales; Linaceae. The record is from the annotation of a GenBank genome assembly.
UUAAAAAACAUACAUAGAUAAAAAGGAAUUUGCACAUGAUGAUCAGAAAUAUAAAUAUGGAGAGGAGAAUGUCGUUGGCAGCCGUGGCUACAACCAUAUUAAUAAUAGUAGUAGUGCAUGUAGCUCUGAUGGCUCCAUCUUCAUGCUCUGCAGCUGAGCGGGACAAUCACGGGUGCGGACGAUACGCCAACGGGACAUGGGAAUUUUGCGACUCGGGGCGCUGUUGUAGUAUCGAACUCUACUGCGGCGACGGUGACGAUUACUGUGGCAAAGAUCGUUGUUGGUACCAAUGUCCUUCACAGCUGGAUCCUUCUCCUCCUCUUCCUUCUGGUAAUUAUGGUCAUCAAAGUAAUUAUCAAGUUGCUGAAACUGGUGGAGCUGGAGUAGUAGUAGCCACACGGCGGCUUGUUAACGCUACGCGCAAUAACCAAUAUUUUUUUAAUUUGAAUCUUGGUGGUGGUGAUGAUCAUGAUGAGCUCGUCAAAGUGGUCGCCGCCGACAAUGCUUCUUCUUCCUCGACGCCGUGAUAUACAAUUACUCAUAAAAUAAAAAUUAACAUCCAAUUAAAAAAAAACAUAUUUACAGUUUAUCAUCUUUGGCUAUACAGUUUUAUCAUGUUUGUCUUCUGUUUAAUUUUGUUUCCUUUCCUUGUUCUGUCUGUUUAUUCUUCUCUGUAAUACUAUUUCACCAUGAUAAUAAUAAAAAAGUUUACGUGGGAGAUUUUCUUUUACAAAUGCUAAAAAAAAAUUAACCAUGGAAUUCUCGUCCCAAUUGUAAUGAACAAAAACAUUGCACUUUUUUAGAUAAAUCCUGAAAAAAAUUUCAUAUUAGACCGUCAUUAAAACUUUCUUUUUCAGGAAACUCUUAUAUUUAAAAUGGCUUGUUCUUCUCGAUGCAUGUUAAAAUAAGAAAUCUCUUAAAAAGAGAUGUGUCUAUAAUAAUGCCCUUGAUUUUAAAAGUAUUCAAUACACUGUGUUUGUAUUAUAGUAAAAUUACAUUUUAAUCAUUAAAUAUUUAUUUCAAGUUUCAAGUGAUAUUGUCCAUUGUAUUUCAUUACAUUGAUUAUUAGCAUUGAUGUUCUCACCAAAAAAAAGUAGUCACUCAGCCCAUCUGAAAUAGGGAUUGGGGCGACCCCGGUAGCCCGCCCGCUGGAUAGUUGUGCAACAGUGAGAUUUUGUCUGAAACAGGAAAACAGAUCCAAGUUGGUUACUUGAACGGAUUUGGAGAAAAGUAAGUCCGGCCCAAUCAAAGUCCAUCUUGGCCCAAUAAAAGUCCAAUUUUGAU